This is a messenger RNA of Pyrus x bretschneideri (Chinese white pear), 2271 nucleotides long. Its product is annotated as transcription repressor OFP5-like. Lineage: Eukaryota; Viridiplantae; Streptophyta; Magnoliopsida; Rosales; Rosaceae. Gene Ontology annotation, biological process: negative regulation of DNA-templated transcription. The record is from RefSeq and is a predicted model, not a curated record.
AGUUUUCAUGCAUUAAUGAAUGUGAAGCCGCUCCAAUUUGUGGAGAAAAUUUUCAGUGUACAAGAAACACCGUCCAGUACAUCAAAUAUUAUAGUACAAGUGAUUGAUUUUUUAUUUUCAAGUAUUUACGACACUUAGAUCAUGUUUUCGGUACAGGAAAAAAUCUCUCCAAUUUGUGGUGAGGUUAAUGCUAAUAUGCUAUGAUGGGCAGAGACAACACAUAAUUGCUUCUCCUUUUUAUCCCAAAAAAGAAGGCACAAAAGUAGGGAAAAAGUGGGUGAGUGGUCACAAGAUUUAGGGCGGGCCUUUCUUUUGAAAAACAAAUCCAGAAAAACACUACCCGUUGCCCACACCCACCCACGUUCCUAUUAACCGUCCCUCCCUCCUUCCUCUAAGCUCCUACAACCCUACAACUUGAUCAAUCUUCCUUCUCUGCAAAUCCAAACAGUCCAAAUUCCCUUUUGGAAUUCAGAUUUUCGGUGGAAUUUAAUCAUGAAGUGGGGUACCAAAAAGCAAAAGCAUCCCCCUACUUCUUCUUCUUCUUCUUCUUCAAAGCCUUCUCUGAUCUCUCAUGUCUUUCCAAGUUCAUGGCUUUCCAAGUUCAAGCACAAGAGUGGGAAUUCGGAACCGAAACCCGGGAAGGGAAACCGGAAAGAGAAGCAGAAUUCUCCGCCUUUGGAUUUGCCGAGGUGUGGUAGUCAUGGUGGUGGGAGGUUUCAUGGCGUGGAUGAUGACGAGGAUGAUGCGUUUUGGAGGCUGUCUUUUGGGGAAGAUAGUGCUGAAGGGAAUAACGACAGGGGGGUUUUGAGGUCGGUGCGGUACGAUUCGGAUGAUGAGUUUGGUCGGAAAUCCAUUUGUGGAGGGUUUCAAAAGAGUGGUACAAAAGUGGAGGGAAGAGAAGGGUCUCAGAAGUUGAUGGGCAUGCAUAAACCUGGGACUGCUAAAGACUCGAAAUGGAUGACGAACAAAAGAGUUUUCGGAAAGGAGGAAUUCGAACGAGAAGCGAUUAAGAAAGAAGACAGAUCAACAGCUUCUGUGAGAAAUGAUGUACUGGAAAUGUUAGCAGCAGUAAAGAAUCAAGAUUUACCUUCACGGAAUUCGAGAACUUCCGGUCUGGAAACAAUUGAGGAAGAAGCUUUGAACCCGGAGACUGCAGAAGAAAAACAGAGUUCAGAUUGGCAGAGAUUGAAAGAAAGGAAGAUGGAACACGUGAAGUCGAAGAGCGAGAAGCACCGGAAAUCUCUCUACAUAAGCAGGGAAUUGCAGAGGAGAAGGACAAGGAGGAGUUGCAAAGUCAGAGUUUGUUCUCCGCGGACAGCUUCAAGGGUCGAAAUCUGCAAAGUAAAGGCUCUCGAAGACAUGACGAAGGCCAAACUGAAGACUGAAAGUGAGGCUCAGGAGAGAGCGGUACAGCAGGUAAGAACAGGGUUGAACAGCUUUGCAGUGGUGAAGUGCUCGUUCGACCCACAGAAGGACUUCAGAGACUCCAUGGUUGAGAUGAUUGUGGAGAAAAAGAUAACCCAGCCGGAGGAUCUGGAAGAGCUCUUGGCUUGUUACCUAACCUUGAAUUCCGACGAAUACCAUGAUCUCAUCAUCAAGGUAUUCCGGCAGGUAUGGUUUGGCAUGAACCGGACCUGUUUCGGUACUGAACUACAGCAUGAACAAUAUGGCAGUGACUAAUUUCUCUUUAGCUAAUGAUAGCAAAACUUGUAGCCAAAUUGUAAAGUAGAUAACACUACUACUUUUCUAAUUCUAAUUGCUCUUACUGCUUCAAAAUUUGUGAAAGUUAACUAAGCAAUGCAAAUGUAGAAUUACAAUGUGUGUAAGAUGCACAAAUGCGGGGAAGAUUAAGGUGGUAAAACCCAGUUUCAAUCGUCAAACCCCGCAAAAAUUCAUACGGUUCUUCAAAUCAAAAGUAAAAAUGCUACUUAUCGAGAGGAACCUACAACCACAGAGAACUUCGUCAAAACAGGAGAUGCGUAAUAAGGCUGUAAACAAUCAUUUCAUAUGAGUUCAGAAUUAUGUAUUUCCCACAACUAGUCGUGUCACAUGAAGAUAUCCUCAGCGAAGAAUAUAAAUUCUAUAGAAAAAGAAGCAAUUACUCGAGCUGAAGACCCUUCGUUGAACUAUCAAGUCAACCAAACACCAGAUGCCCAGUUGGAAUGAAACAGAAUUAAGAUCAUUGAACUUCAAGGCAACUGGGUUAACAGACUCAUGUGCACAGCCAUAUGAAGCGCAGCAAAUUGUCUAAUAACAAAAGUUAACGUGGAU